AUGUCGGCGCCCAGGAUCAGUCGACUGACUGUCGGACGCAACACACCACCUUAUAUUGGUAUAGGACAAUCUCGACCCCGCCUCGGCUGGCGAUUUGAGAGUGGGGAUACAGACACCAAGAAUUGGAUCCAGUCCGAAUACGAGCUAGUCAUCCAGCGCACAUCGGGAGAGAACAACACUUACCGAGUCAAGUCGGAAGCCAGCGUCGAUAUAGCCUGGCCAGACAAGGAGGCGUCUCUGGAAUCGAGAGAACAGGUCAGUAUCCGCGUCAGAGCUCGAGGGAAUGACGGGUGGACCGAAUGGCACGAGGAAAGCGUCGAGACGGCCUUGUUGGCGAAAGAGGACUGGGCAGCCAAGGUGAUCACGACGGACGUCGCUCAACUAUCGCGCAUGGCCAAGAGACCAUUCUACACGAGGACAACGUUCAACUUAGAUCAAAAAGCCCUGGACGAGAUUCGGUGCAGAGGUGGAGCGCGUCUCUACGCCACCGCACUGGGAGUGUACAAGCUCGAAUUGAACGGAGAACGACUAGGGGAUCAUGUCUUGGCCCCAGGCUGGCAGAGCUACCAUCAUCGAUUGCAUUAUCAGACGUAUAAAGUACCUGCGGAUCGACUUUGUGUCGGCGAAAACGUCCUCGGUGCGAUCGUCGGCGAAGGUUGGUAUGCCGGGCGAUUGACCUGGGCACCUGAACAACGCAACGUCUGGGGUUCCGAAAUAGGCGUACGGAUCCAGCUGGAGAUGCCUCACGACACAGUGCUCAGUGACGAAUCUUGGCAAUGGUCUUACGGGCCCAUCAUCAGCAGCGAGCUCUACGAUGGAGAAGUUUUCGACGCUGGUUUGAUUGAUGCUCAUUGGUCGACUUCCGUGUCCGGGUCCCAACCAUCGUCCUCCUCCUGGCGCCCAGUCAAGACCAUCCCCAUGGCUUCUUCGAUCAGUCUCAUCGCUCCUGAAGCUCCGCCCAUCCGUAUAACCGAUAUGCUCUCCCCCAAGGAGAUCAUCACUUCGCCCAAGGGCAAGACGAUCAUCGACUUUGGUCAAAACAUAUCCGGUUGGGUUCGCAUCCCCGACCUGCCCGCUGAUCCUCACGACGAGGCGGAUCACUUCAAAGGGUCGAUCAACAUGCGGUUCGCGGAAGUCUUGGACCAGGGAGAGAUCGGUAUGAGACCGCUUCGGACUGCCAAAGCGACGGAUCAAGUGUUUUUCAGUGACAAACCUGGAGGCAUGUGGGAACCAUCUUUCACGACCCAUGGUUUCCGAUACGUAGAAGUCACGGGGACGCCUGUCGAUCACAAGACCUUCCAGGCGGUUGUGGUCCAUUCAGACUUGGAGCGCCUAGGUGACUUUGGCUGCGAUCACGCAUUGGUCAACAAGUUGCAUCAGAACGUUGUCUGGGGUCUGAGGGGCAACUUUGUGGGACUGCCCACAGACUGUCCUCAGAGAGAUGAGAGGCUUGGCUGGACCGGGGACAUCAACAUGUUCGCACCGACAGCUUCCUACUUGUAUGACUGUCAUGGUUUCCUCUCGAAUUGGCUGCAUGAUCUUUCAGCUGAGCAGCUUCUUGACAAUAUGGGUGUUCCGCCAGUGGUAUCACCUGAUCCAGCCUCGGGAUCGACAUUCAAGCGACCAUUCCCUCAAAGCGUCUGGUCCGACGUCAUCGCGAUGGGUCCAGAUUCACUUUACCAAGCGUAUGGAGGCACCAUGAUCCUCGAAGAGCUGUUCAGCAGCAUGUGUGUGUGGCUGGACAAGGGAAUUCCCCGCGGGGCAAAUGGGCUCUGGCACAAUCCACCAGAUGGAUUCCAGUUUGCCGACUGGCUUGACCCUCGGGCGCCACCUGAUGAUGCAGCCGCUGCGAUGACAGAUCAAUUUCUCGUCGCAGAUGCCUACCUCGUCGGCGUGACGAGACUGGUAUCUCGCAUCGCCUCACUCGUCGGCAAGACGGACAAAGCUGGACGGUAUGCCGAAGAUCACGAUCGUCUGCGAAAAGAAUUCAGAAACGAAUACGUGACGGUCAAUGGUCGACUGGCGUCGGACAGUCAAACUGCUAUUGUCCUCGCUCUCCAAUUUGACCUCCUUGACCAGCAUCAGAUCCCUCAUGCCGUCGAUCGACUGGUUCGACUGGUGACGAAAAAUGACUUUAGGAUCGGGACAGGGUUUGCAGGGACACCUGUGAUACUCGACAUGCUCCAUCGUCACGGUGCCUUGGACAUUGCCUACAAGAUGCUCCUGACGACCAAGUGCCCAUCCUGGUUGUACCCUGUCACCAUGGGCGCUACGACGGUCUGGGAACGAUGGGACAGUCUGCUCCCAGAUGGCAGUAUCAAUCCCGGGGAGAUGACCUCGUUCAAUCAUUAUGCCCUCGGAGCAGUCGCCAGGUUCUUCCACAACGUUAUAGCGGGUCUCUCGCCUCUGGAUCCGGGUUGGAAGAAGAUGAAAAUCAGUCCUCAGCCGGGUUCAAAGGGAGAAUUCGCGUCGGCUUGGACCUGGCACAUGACGCCAUAUGGUAAAGCGACGGUCAAGUGGGAGAUGAACGGCGGGAAGCUGGAUCUUGAGGUCGAGAUCCCGCCGAACACGACUGCAGAGGUUCAUCUGGGAGAGCAAGUGGUCAAAAAGGUCGGUUCGGGGCACUACCACUUUACUGUCUAG
Molecule: messenger RNA, 2643 nt
Organism: Kockovaella imperatae
Lineage: Eukaryota; Fungi; Basidiomycota; Tremellomycetes; Tremellales; Cuniculitremaceae
Product: alpha-L-rhamnosidase
Exons: 6
Coding region: 1-2643 (880 amino acids)
Biological process (GO): carbohydrate metabolic process
Source: RefSeq, a predicted model, not a curated record